UCGGCACUUGCCACGUUUACCCGCUUGGCUGGGAGUGACGGCCUCAGCGCGCCUCACGUCGCCCUCACAGCCGCAGAGCCUCCGCGCCGCUCGCCCUAAGGCCGAACGCACGCGCUAAGACGUUGCUUUGCCCCCACAGUCUCGUCCGAGAAAGCCGACGGCAUGUGCGGAAUCUUCGCCUACCUAAACUACAAUGUGCCUCGCUCACGGAAGCACAUCCUGGACACCUUGGUUAAGGGACUGCAGAGGCUGGAGUACCGUGGAUAUGACUCUGCAGGAGUGGCCGUGGAUGGUGGAAAUGACAAGAACUGGGACAAUAACUCCAAGGUUAUCCAGCUCAUAAAGAAACGAGGAAAGGUGAAGGCCCUGCAGGAUGAGAUCUACAAACAAGAUUCCUUGGACUUUGACAUCGAGUUUGAGACCCACGUGGGUAUUGCGCAUACUCGCUGGGCCACUCACGGAGAGCCCAAUGCAGUGAACAGCCAUCCUCAGCGGUCAGACAAAAACAAUGAAUUUGUUGUGAUUCACAAUGGAAUCAUCACCAACUACAAGGACUUGAAGAAAUUCUUGGAGAGCAAAGGCUACGAGUUUGAGUCCGAGACGGACACAGAGACCAUCCCAAAGCUUCUCAAGUACAUGUACGACAACCGCGAGAGCGACGAGAUCAGCCUGAGCACCCUGGUGGAGCGUGUCACCCAGCAGUUGGAAGGAGCAUUUGCUUUGGUCUUCAAGAGCGUGCACUUUCCAGGCCAGGUGGUGGGGACAAGACGUGGAGGACCUCUGCUGAUUGGAGUGCAAAGCAAACACAAGCUUUCAACCGACCACAUCCCCGUCCUGUACCGCUGUGCUGACAAGCAAGUAUCAGCAUUGCACCAGCUCACUACCCAGUGGAAAGCAGAUGAAGAUGGAAAGGAAAAGAAGGCUGUAUCAACACUGCCUCGGGUUGAUGGGGACACGUGUCUGUACCCGAUUGGGGAAGAGACUGGUGUGGAGUAUUAUUUUGCAUCGGAUGCAAGCGCAAUCAUCGAGCACACGAACCGUGUGAUCUUCCUGGAGGACGACGACGUGGCGGCGGUUGUGGACGGUCGUCUCUCCAUCCACCGCAUCAAGCGCACUGCUGGGGAUGACCCGGCGCGUGCCAUCCAGACCCUGCAGAUGGAACUGCAACAGAUCAUGAAGGGGAGCUACAGCUCUUUCAUGCAGAAAGAGAUCUUUGAACAGCCCGAGUCCGUGGUGAACACCAUGCGUGGCCGUGUCAACUUCGACGACUUCACAGGUACAGUGUUGCUGGGAGGCUUGAAGGAUCAUAUCAGAGAGAUCAGACGGUGCAGGCGCCUCAUUGUCAUCGGCUGUGGCACCAGCUACCACGCAGGCGUUGCGACUCGCCAAAUCCUGGAGGAGCUGACGGAGUUGCCGGUGAUGGUGGAGCUCUCCAGCGACUUCCUUGACCGCAACACGCCCGUCUUCAGAGAUGAUGUCUGCUUCUUCAUCAGCCAGUCGGGGGAGACCGCGGACACACUCAUGGCGCUGCACUACUGCAAGGAGCGCGGCGCGCUGACGGUGGGCGUCACCAACACGGUGGGCAGCUCGAUCUCACGUGAGACCGACUGCGGCAUCCACAUCAACGCCGGGCCGGAAGUCGGCGUGGCCAGCACCAAGGCAUACACGAGCCAGUUCGUGGCGCUUGUGAUGUUCAGCCUGAUGAUGUGCGACGACCGCCUGUCCAUGCAGAAGCGCAGGCAAGAGAUCAUCAGUGCUCUCCGCACUCUGCCAGACCUGAUUAAAGAGGUGCUUGCGCUGGAUGAUCAGAUCAAUUCGCUCGCUCAUGAGCUUUACCAGCAGAGAUCCCUGCUGGUGAUGGGACGUGGCUUCAACUAUGCCACCUGCAUGGAGGGUGCUCUGAAAAUCAAGGAGAUCACGUACAUGCAUUCGGAGGGCAUCCUCGCCGGGGAGCUGAAGCAUGGGCCCCUCGCACUGGUGGACAAGCUCAUGCCUGUCAUCAUGAUCAUCAUGAAAGACCCCACGCACACCAAGUGUCAGAACGCACUUCAGCAAGUGGUGGCCAGAAAGGGGCGGCCUAUCCUGAUCUGCGAGAAAAACGACGACGAGUCGAAGCUGCUCGCAUACCGCACCAUCGAACUGCCGCACACGGUGGACUGUCUGCAGGGCGUCCUCACCGUCAUCCCCCUGCAGCUCCUGUCUUACCAUCUGGCUGUCCUGCGUGGCUUUGACGUGGAUUUCCCACGCAACUUGGCCAAGUCCGUCACAGUCGAGUGAAACGGCUCUCAAAGUUCCCCGGUGAAGCAAGAGAAAUGUUUUCAUUCGACACCGUCCUUUAGUCUUGUGCUUUCUCUGUGGUUUCCUGUCACUCUCCUUUUGGUACAAUAUGCAGCGUUGUUUCUGUCUUAAGGGUUUGCACCGGGUUCGUUUUUGAUAGUUUGUGUGCGUAAUAGAUUUGCAUUCCUUAUUUACCGGUGUUGCUUGAAACAACUGUUUCUUCAACUGUCAAGUUAAAGUAGAACGGAUGUUUAUUUUAUAACUAUAGCUCUGUAAGCUGCUCUUACAUGAUGCGACCAAUAAAUAACACUGAACAAGAAUGAAGUGGAAAUCGGCUAAUGUAUUCGUUAAAAAUAUAAUUCAAUUCAAUGCCGUUAACCCGGUGAGAGCCCAAUGAAAUUCAUGCAUUAUCUAUAACUACAUUUAGGAGGAGCCUUUACAUAUUAGUUUAAUGGCAUCAUGUUUAAUUUACUUAGUGUCUUGGCAUGCUCGAGAUUGUAGAGACUUGUUAACCAUAGCCAUCCAGCUGUUGUAUUUUGGCUUUGUGCGGUAUCGCAUGUCUUGUUUACAGGACAACAAUAAGUGUCGUUGAAGGGAACAUGAAUGAAAGAAUAACGUGAAUAAUAUGGUAUUCAUCGUCUUGGUUCUUUCCGUAAAGUCACGUAGAAUGGAAAUAGUAAAAUAAUAAAAAUAAACGUAAUAGAAAAAUAAAAAAAAUACAAAUAAAACAUAUAAUAAAACAUUUUAUUAUGUUUUAUUUUUAUAGUAUUUUUUAUUAUUUUAUUAUUUCCAUUCUACGUAACUUUACCGAAAGAACCAAGAAGAUGAAUCCCUGCAGUCACGAAAGCUUUAAAUCGAAAUUUAAUAUGCUAUUGUUCUUCUAACUAGCCAGGGUGGUAAUAUCUCCAGAAUGGAAAAACUCGAUUGUCUUGAAGGGACGGUGGCCGAUGGAUGAGACUAACGAAGGAAUGACAGCCAAAGGAGGGAACGUGCCCCGGGGGAGCAAGUCGUCCUCCUCCGAGGUGGUGGAGUGAUGGUGUCCGCUCACGUGCAGGUGUGUUAGGUGAAUUAUUCCAUCGCAGGACUGAGAGACGCUGAUGGCAAUGGCUUUCAGAGGCCCUCAUCCUGCAGUGGAAUUGAUCAUGGCUGAUGAUGUCUAUUAUUAUAUGAAACAAAAAAUAUUAGCUAUUCGAUAUGCAUCGACAAUGGAAGGCUGUGCAACGUGUGAAUUCGCAUCAAUUAUGACACGCGUUGUUGCUUAUAUUUUUUGAAAAGCAGAUGUGAUGUGAAUACUGAAUGCAGAUACUGUGGUUGUCGGCAAGUGUGGGAGAUUGUAAUUCACAGCAAAUAGUUUGAUCUUGGUGAUAUGCUGUGUUGGGCCAAUUUGCUGCUAAAUCACGAGCUUUAUGCAUGAACACCCAUUUGUAUUUAAAUUAUUAGUAUUAUGCUAAAUAGUGGACACAAAUAAUCAGUUAUGUUACCGUGCUUAAAAAAAUACAAUUUGCUCACAAAUGCAUCGGUUAUUAAGGAAUACAUGCAAAAGUAUGUUUAUAUUUAUGCAUUGUACAUUUGACGUGUUUGUGUCGGCUCUUAACCUUAUGUUAAAAAAAACUUAAUUAUUCAAUCUGUCCUUCUAAAAGUAGAAUGAAGCUAAACUUUAUAAAGAGAUUAGACUUUCAAAUUUUUUUGUUUAUCCUAUACCAUUGGAACUGAUAUAACUGGGCACUUGCGUCACGUGGCAGCAUUGACAGGCAUUUCGUAUUUCCAUUCCACAUGUCAGGGUUGGCUUCGAAAGCACUUAUUCAUUGGUAGACAGAGAGACCUGUUUUUGUUGCAACUUUGUUAAUUUCCUAUUCUUUUAAAGAAGUAUUGUACUCCAUGUUAUACAUGAAUAGCAUGUAUGACCCAACAAUGUCAAUUAGGGGUGUAAAGAUCCAUCGAGUCAUUGAUUUAUUUAUAGAUAAUUAAGAUUAUUGAUACGUGCAUGAGAUUGCAUAUGUAAGAAUCGAUGUUUCCAUUUGUGCAGAUAUGCAAUUAUUUCUUUUAGGGUUAUGAUGUGAGCAAAACUGCACAAACGAGAAAGAAAGAAAAAAACAACGCAAAGGAGAUUGUAAAAUUGGUACGAUACAUUCUCAAUUAUCGGAUGGAAUUACUGCCCCGAUUUGCGUUGAUUUGUGAAAGUCUCCCGGCAGGCACGAAUCAUUGUACCCCCUCUGUCAAUGGUGCGCAGUCAAUGCCCUCUAUUUGCACUUAUGUCUUCUUGAGCUCUUUAUCUUUAGCCAAUUGGAGCGUUCUCUUGUUAUUCAAAUUGUACGCCACCGAGCACAAUGGCUGGGCCCAUGCCAGGAACUGUGCGAGUGGACAGCCCCUACUGCCCAGCGGGGAAGAGUGGGUGGGGGAAAGCAGGGGCUUAACAGCUGUUUCACACCCACCCUGGGUACUAAUGCCAUUUUUUUUUGCAAUGGGAACAGGAGUCAACAAUUCCAUUCAAUUUGGUUUGUUUGCGUUUACACAACAUCGCGUAUGAAAAAUAAGGCUUUGUGUUUCCCCCCCCCACUCCCCAAAAGAAAAUAAACCCCGACAUAUCUAACUCAUUUCCAAUUACACGGGGAAUAUGAAGGGAGUCAAGCAGUUAAAUUGAAAACUAAUGCGCAUUGACAUUUGUGAGAAAAAAAGUGAAUUCCAAAAGCGUUUGAAGGAAAUUGUAGCAGAGGCCGUUCAUAGUUGCACGUAUGGUGCGAAAGAAGUUAAACACGUAAGUUACAGUAGAACUGAUGCAAAGAGCGGCACACCCCUCCCUAUUCAUGGACCUCGGCAGGCAAAGUGGAAUGCAAUUUCAGCCUUCCCGAGGACACUGUUGGCGUCAUUGGGUGCACUUCACAAGAGCAUCGGCAAUGUUCAGGGUAACUGGGGAGAUUUGGAAGUUGGAAUUACACGCAGUUCAAGCACCUGUUAAUUGCGUGGAAUGUAAAUUGAUAGUUUGUUGCAGCAAAAGUUCCGUUAUCCGGUAUCCGUGGGGAAUGAAGUGUGUCGGUUAAUCGAAUACGCCAGUUAUCUGAUAAGUUACUUAUGAAAAAUUCGAUAAGGUUUUCGCCUUUCUGGCAAUAAAGCAGGUGUUAAGAUGUUCAUAGACCAAAUAAAUAACUUUUUGCAAGGAAUCAGGUCUGCAUUAACCACACUUGUGGUGAACAUGCAAACAAACAUGCUCUGAUAAUAUACGAGCAUUGCCUUUGACACUGAUUGGCCUACACCAAAGACGGCAGCCUUCUUCAUGGUCUAGUCUCAUCGGCGUCGGACCAAACGGCGAAGAGUACAAAGACAAUGCACGUGUCAGAGCAUUUAUAGCUCGGGGUGAGCAGCUCUAUCAUGGGACUUUUUUGAUACUGGCUGUUAAACCUAUGUUUCAGCAAAUUUUCCAAGUACUUAAGUACAUUUAAAGAAAUCAACUAAGCCAAAAUGUAUCGUACGAGAAAUAAUAUACACUUUUUACGGAGGCACUCACGGGUCGUUUGUAGAGCAUUCUAAGUUGAUCUUAGAGAAGGAGUGGGGCAGUUUAGAGUACGGUAUACGGUAGGACAGUACUGUCUGAAGCUCCCGUAAACGACCCCUCUGUGAUAAGCGCACGGCAAGAUGCCGGAUGGCUGUCGGAAUUUUUUCCAGAUAAGCGAAGGAAGAUUUGUAUUGCCGUCAUGAAAAAUGCCGGUUAAUCGAGCAUUCCGGAUAGUAAAUUGCCGGGUAACAGGACUUUUGCUGUAUUUGUUCUGUGGUGGUGGAGGGGAUUGGGAAUGGCUGUGAGUAUGGGUGAUGGGACCAAACAGUACCUUGUAGAGGAUACUCAACUUUAUUUUGUUGUGCAAUAAGUCUGUUAAUUUGAAAUUGUUAUAAUACUGGUGUCUGUUAUUUUUUGUGGAUAUACAGUAGGUGGUGUAGCUGGUUUUUUUCCUACUAUUACGCAAGUUCAUUACCAAUGUAUCAAGUGUGAUGAUGAUUUUGCGGUGUGAUUUGAAAAGGUUACUGAAACUUACAGCUGAAAGCAUCAUCUGCUGCCAAGUCCAAUUUGGGUAAUGCUUUGCAGGUAGUGAUAUGCCCGUUUCCUUGCUUUUUUGAGUUUCGAGGCAUCGCCUGUUGGAUGUGACACGGGGGACACCCCGUGGAGGUGACACGAUUUCAGCUUAAAUCAUUGGCCUCGAGUCACGGCGAAUGGGGAAUGGCUAUCGUUGCCCAUUAGUGUGACUGGACAGCUUCCACAACACCAUUGCGUACAUGCAAGUGUAUCACCAAGCGUCAUCGCUUCGGGUAUAAUGUGUAGUUACGCGGUCAGUCCCACCGUAACGUAAUUACAGCGCGGAACAGCAGAUCCUGAUCAAGAGUUUGACGUGAGCAUCAUUUUGGGCUUUUGUCGUGCAUAAAUGCCCGCGUACGAUGCUCAUACAAACGCUCAUUGGAUUGAAUUGGAUCGAAUGAAAUGUCUUUAUGUGGCCUCCGUUGGUCGUGUAAUUGCGUUACCGUGGACUGUUCCACGUGGGCACUGCCUAUUCCAUUUCGGAUUUCUAUAUGUAUGAAUUUGAGUUGGCAAUUUUUUUAAACGAUGGCUUAACUGUGUCAAACAUGUAUUUAUAGAUUUUGUUCAACAACAACAACAACAUAGAUACAUGUGUGUUGGUUAUGCUCCUGCUUUUUUUAGUUUCUUACUGCAUGCACAGUAUAUAGUGCAUUGCAUGUUUUUUCGCUUUUUUUUCCCUUCGUCGCGUGGGACGUGUUUAACAAUCAUCAGAUGCGUGCAGCGUGGAACAAGUACAUUUGUAUUUGAAUGCCAUGUAAAUUGGUGAACGUGGAAGGACGCGUGGCGGGUUAUUAAGACUGGAGUUUUGGAACCCCUGAAUAAGAGCAUCUGUAAAGAUUACCCAAAUUCACUGGCUUCAGCAGCAAGGGCAAUGCUGGAUUGUGUUCUGCGGAGCUCUGCAAUAGAGCUGUGCAUGUACAGGGUACGUGGCUGUAAUAGGAGGAAGGCUUCUUCCUGGAAGGUUACAGGAGACAGAUUUGUGGUGAAAGCCUUUUAAUGAAGAACACCCUAUUAUAUUGCUGUUUAGGAUUUGUUUCUAAUAAAAUAUAGGACACUC
Molecule: messenger RNA, 7397 nt
Organism: Lethenteron reissneri (Far Eastern brook lamprey)
Lineage: Eukaryota; Metazoa; Chordata; Hyperoartia; Petromyzontiformes; Petromyzontidae
Product: glutamine--fructose-6-phosphate aminotransferase [isomerizing] 1-like
Biological process (GO): carbohydrate derivative biosynthetic process; protein N-linked glycosylation; UDP-N-acetylglucosamine metabolic process
Molecular function (GO): carbohydrate derivative binding; L-glutamine:D-fructose-6-phosphate transaminase (isomerizing) activity
Source: RefSeq, a predicted model, not a curated record